Molecule: messenger RNA, 1311 nt
Organism: Pantherophis guttatus
Lineage: Eukaryota; Metazoa; Chordata; Lepidosauria; Squamata; Colubridae
Gene: SELENOM
Product: selenoprotein M
Cellular component (GO): endoplasmic reticulum lumen
Molecular function (GO): oxidoreductase activity
Source: RefSeq, a predicted model, not a curated record
AGCGAAGGCGGCUCCGUAAAAAGCAAAGCGCGCCCGGCUCGGCUCGGCUCGGCUCAGCUCAGCUCCACAUCUGGAUGGCGCCGCUGCUGUUUCUGCCGCUGCUGCUGGGGCUCCUCUCGGCCGUGGCGCCGCUGCGCGCCGUGCAAAUCGACCGGAGCCGCUUGCAGUGGUUGGCCCGCGGGAAGGUGGAGAGCUGCGGAGGAUGACGUUUGAACCGCCUGCCAGAGGUGAAGGCCUUUAUCGACGAAGACCUGCCUUUGUACCACAACAUGGACCUGAAAUACCUGGCUGGAGCGGACCCCGAACUCAUCCUGCUCAACAUUCAGUUUGAAGAGCUUCAGAGAAUCCCAUUGAGUGAGAUGACCCGGGACGAGAUAAAUCAACUGAUACAAGAAUUGGGGUUCUACCGGAAAGAAACACCAGAUUCUCCUGUUCCCGACGCCUUCCAGAUGGCACCUGCCAAUUCGCUGCCACCGGAUGUGGAAGCCAUGAGAAGACACCGGAAGGAGAAAAAGGGGGCAGGGGGCUCAGACCUAUAGAAUUCGGUGUGCUCUGUUGGUGUUUGUUGAGGGGUGUCUCUUGGGAAGAAGGGGAAGUUUCGGGGCAUUCAAAAUAUUUAGAUAAUCUGCUUAAGAUCUUUUGAGGUUCGCUCACCGUUGAAUUGUGCUUCCAGAGAGAUUAAUAUUCAAAGAUGCAAAAGGCUGCCAAUUAAGGGGAAGAAAGUGCUCCCAUCAGGAAGAGAAACGUGCAAAAUAAAAAGACAGCCACACACCAACGCCAUCCCAGACCUGCUACAGACGGUCCUCGACUUACGACCGCAGCGGAGACUUGGAAAAACCGUGGGAAGGUUGCGAAUGGAGAAACCGUACGAACUUGAGGGACGCCGGACUCUUGUCAAGCGGCAAGCAACCAUAAAUCAUGGCGCUGGGAUGAUUACACAAGUCGGGUUUUUUUUUUCCAGCGCCACCGAAACGAACGGUCGUUAAGUCAAGGACAGCCUGUAACAGAGAGAGAACGCAGUUCUCUUUACCAAGAUUGACCAGACGAAGCCUCGAGCGAUUCUGCCCUUCCUUCUCAAGACUGGCAUUCUUGCACCAGGCAAGGUGCCACCCGCGUGGCCAGCACUCCCCCCCCUCCAGCUGUGCCUCACCUGUGUAGGACCGGAUGAAGCCUUCUGCAGAAAGCUGUUGCUGCCGAAGGUGGAUGGACACGUCCUACCAGGCUGGGGGUGCGCAGCCUGGUUGAGGGGAGCACGUCGGCGGAUCCCGACUGGUUUAGGAUAGUAACAAUAAAGUUGCCCUUCGUCCACCA